UGUACCCCGCGGAGGUUCUGCGUUUCCGUGCUCCAGCGUGCACGACACCAGCCACAACACACGCACACACGAACACUCACAUUCGUUUCACGGGAGCGUACACGCGAGCGAAGCCACACGCACCCACACACACGGAUCGUGGAAGGGCCGCGUGUACACGGGGUUACGCGCGCGCGACUCCGUCUUCGGCUGCGGCGUUCGCACACCUGUUCCUCUCGGGGAACACGCCGAUAUCCGUGGCGAACAGUACGCGACAGUUUGACCGACGCGCGUGGUUAUCGCCGACCACUGGCUGUCCGAAGCGCGCGUCCAGCGAAAGGGGUGAGAUCAUCCCCCGAGGCGCGGGACCCCGAAGUCUCGGUUUGAAUCGUGGUAUCCAGUGUGUCCAACGAUUUGUGGAUUAAUCCUGCGAAGCUGACCAUAAUUCUCGAGCUUCGCCACCUUCGAUCGGUUUGGAGCAAUGUGUAUUGGAUGUUUGCUUCAGACGAGAAAGUUAGAUCCUGUGCGAAUUGAGGACUAAUGGUUCCGGUGCACUUUAAUUUAAUGAACAGUGACAUAAUCGUAAGGUAUGAACAGUGUCGAGUAUCUCGUGCGAUUUCACUUGUAAAGUCCUUCGGCAUCGAGAAGCACGUGCUCCAGUUGCUCUGGUGAUUGAACAGUUCGAAGAACAGGUGGUGCGUCGACUGUUGAACGAGCCGUCGCAUUUAAUUCUCAUUAGUCUUUUGGGAAACGAUUCGAGGGUCCGUCGAAGUAGGUCGUCGGGGUUCGUGAAAGAGACCAAGGAAGAAGAAGAAGAAGAAGAAGAAGAAGAAGAGGCGCGAUCUUAUCGAGCGUGCGUCACGUGAACAACGACGCGACGCGGCUCGACUCGAUUAAUUACCGUCGCUCGAGGUGAAACGGGCGAGCAGGGAGAAAGACAGCUGGAGAAAAAGGGGGAAAACGAGAAGGAUCGUAACGACGUACCGAUAUCGCACGAUCAAAGGCAACCGUACGAGGGAAAGGUACCUACCUACCUGUCGCGUCGCGAGAGUGCACGUAAACAUCUUCCAGGCCCCCGUCCCGCAUCCUCGAUAACUCCUCGCCGUCGAGGAGUCGUGGUCGUCGUGUUGGAAAGUCGGAGUCGAUCUCUCGCUGAGAACGAUCCUGCUACAAUAAACCGCGAGUAUCCGCGAGAAAACGGGUCGGAACUCUUAAGUAAAUACGCAUUACCCGGAUCGUACGUGCGCGUCUUGCCGAUCGCUCGUAAAACGAUAACUUAUGAUAUAGUAGUGUUAAACAGUGCUUCGUAAGGAGAUAGAAGUGUCUUGGAAUGUACGAAGUGGAGAACCGUGAAAAUUGAUGAAUCGACGUCAGUGGCUAGCGUAAUUGGGUGUGUAACCGCGGACCGGAAGUAGUAGGAAUACAUAAGAAGUGAAGUGUGCCCGAUCGACGAACGAGGAUCUGUAUUACCCGGUCGAUCGUAUGUACGGUGUGACGAGUGGUUUUCGAGGGUUUUGAGCUGACAGGGGAUACACGGAUCUAUAGGAGUGGAAGAGUCAAACGAGCCGAUUCGAUAAAUCGUUAGGAGUGGCUGGGGAAGAGUACAGGUGACCCACGGGGAAUGGUGAUGCGGUAGUCGAGGGAUUCCUCGAGGAAAGACAUGAGGGCGGCCGCCGCCUACGUCCUGCUCCUUGCCCACCUCAUACAGGCGACGAACGCGAGCGGUUUCUUCGAGGUGCAGAUCCUCUCGCUGACGAACAACAGGGGCACUCUGGUGGACGGUAGGUGUUGCGGCGGGGGAGCUGAUGGCGGAGGAAAGGGUGGCUCGCCACCCUGUACGACACCGUGCUCGACGGCCUUCUGGCUCUGCCUGAAGGAGUACCAGUCGAACGUCACCGCCAUCGGCUCAUGCAGCUUCGGCAACGUAUCUAGUCACGCCCUCGGCCAGAACACCUUCACCCUCACCGAACCAGUCACCCUGCAACUGCAUUUCACCUUCCGAUGGACGAGGCAAUUCACGCUGAUCCUGCAAGCGAGAGACGAGGCGAGCGCGGGCGUGAUCGAGGAAGCGAGUUACAGCGGUAUUGUCCUGCCAGGACCUACGUGGCACACUCUCAAUCAUCAAGGAAAGAACGCUCAUCUAGCUUACCGCGUUCGGGUCCAGUGCGCGGACCAUUAUUACAACGCGACCUGCACGAAGUUUUGCCGGCCGAGGAACGACAUAUUCGGCCAUUACACCUGCGACGAGAACGGCGACAAGGUGUGCAUACAGGGUUGGAAAGGGUCCGACUGCGAGACAGCGGUUUGCAAGGAGGGUUGUCACCCCGUCCACGGCCACUGCAACGUGAGCGGCGAGUGCAAGUGUCGACACGGCUGGCGCGGUGAGCUUUGCGAUCAGUGCACGCCUUACCCCGGCUGCAAGCACGGUUACUGCAACGGUUCCAGCUGGCAAUGUAUCUGCGACACGAACUGGGGUGGUAUCCUCUGUGACCAGGAUUUAAAUUACUGCGGCACGCACGAACCUUGCCAGAACGGGGGCACUUGCGAGAACACGGCGCCGGAUCAGUACAAAUGCACGUGCCCGGAAGGAUUCUCCGGGCCGACCUGCGAGAAGGUCGACAACCCCUGCGCCUCGAAUCCGUGCGCGAACGGGGCUACCUGCAGGCAACUCGGCGAGAGCGCGCACUGCGUGUGCGCUGCCGGAUUCACCGGGCCUUAUUGCGCCACGGACAUCGACGAAUGCGCCUCCCGACCGUGUCAGAACGGUGGCAUCUGCGUCGACGGGAAGAACAGCUUCGUUUGCAAAUGUCCGCCCGCCUGGCAGGGCGAAAUCUGUCAAUUCGACGUCGACGAGUGCGGGCUGAAGGAGUCACCAUGCAAGAAUUCGUUCUCCUGCGUGAACCUCGCCGGUGAUUACAGAUGUCGGUGCAGAAGCGGUUUCACCGGGAAGAACUGCACGAAGAACAUCAACGACUGCGUUGGUCAAUGCCAGCACGGUGCACUGUGCAUCGACCUGGUGGAUGACUACCAUUGCAGCUGCACCGCUGGUUACUCCGGCAAGGAUUGCGACGUGGACAUCGACGAGUGCGCUUCGAAACCCUGCCAGAACGGCGGCGAGUGCCGGGAUCUGGUAAACGCAUAUGAGUGUGUCUGCCCCGUCGGUUUCACCGGGUACCAGUGCGAGAUCGACAGGGAUCACUGCAGUCCGAACCCGUGCCGGAACUCCGCACCCUGUUUCAACACACAGACCGAUUAUUACUGUCAUUGCCCGGAACAAUGGCAGGGGAAGAACUGUUCCGAGCCGGCAUCGCAUAAUCCACAAUUGAGCGUCACGGAUGAUGAGGAAGCUGGCUGUGGCAGCGAAGGUACGCCGUGUGGCGGCAGAGGCAAAUGCAGCGGAGGCAGAUGCAUCUGCGAUCCCGGCUACACUGGAAUGCACUGUCACGAGAACAUCAACGAUUGCAGAGGCAACCCUUGUUUAAAUGGUGGCACUUGUGUGGAUCUGGUCAACUCGUUCCAAUGUGUCUGUAGAGAGGGAUGGACCGGAGACCUUUGCGAUCAAGAUGUAGACGAAUGCACGACGUCGCCCUGUCGGAACAACGGAACUUGCGUGGACGGAGUUGCAGACUUCACAUGCAUCUGCAGGGGUGGCUGGAAGGGUAAAACCUGUACGCUCAGAGCCGGUCACUGCGAGCCGGGGACCUGCCGUCACGGGGGAACCUGCCAAGACCGGGGCGACGGAUUCACCUGUCACUGUCCUCCAGGAUGGGAAGGAGCAGCGUGCCACAUAGCAUCUCCGGCGUGUGCGAGCAGCCCUUGCGAGAACGGCGCGACCUGCGUGAACACCGCCGAUGGGAACUACAGAUGCGUUUGUCGCGAGGGCUACGAGGGUCCCAACUGUCGCCGGGACGUCGACGACUGUAAACCGUUGCCUUGUCUGAACGGCGGUAAAUGCGUCGACGGGAUCAAUUGGUUCAGGUGCGAGUGCGCAUCGGGAUUCACCGGCCCGGACUGUCGUAUAAAUGUGAACGAGUGUGCCAGCGAUCCUUGCACAGGUGGUUCUACCUGCGUCGACGGUAUAGCGAGCUAUUCCUGCGUCUGUCCACCAGGAAGGACCGGGGUGCGUUGCGAGAUACGCACUGCUGGUGGACCAGGAUGCCCCGCAGCCAGUUGGGACGACGAGUGCAACGUUUGCGAGUGCCGCAAUGGGAAAAACCAGUGCAGCAAUAUCUGGUGCGGUCCCGGUAACUGUUUGAACGGUACCUCGUGUCUAGCUCACGAAGUAUGCGUCCCGAGUCCCAGCGAGAGCUGCCUGGUUCCGCCUUGUCCAGCUUGGGGAGAAUGUCGACCCGUGGAAACCGGAAGAAGAGUAGGACCGCCAGCUUUGCCGGCACCGCCGUCCUGUUGGCCUGGACAAGCUACACCGGGCCCAACUUGCUCUAGAUUGACAAUUUUGUUAAGAAGAGACACCCUCGCUCCUGGCACGUCCGUUGAGAUCCUCUGCAGACGCUUGAGGAAACUCCUAGCUGACCCGAGGAGGCCGCAAUCGAUCGUUUUGCUGUGCGAUCUCAAACCUGGUGACAACGACACGAUAGAAGUGACUAUCUUCUCAGAGGCGGCUGCAGACGCGGCUAGAGAUCUCGGCGAGGCUCUCAGCAGGCCCCUGGGCAGACCUCUCGCUUUGGCCUCCGUAUUGGAAGUCAAGGUAGAGACGGCUCUGUUAAGUGAACCGAGCUCUGUGAAUUCGAACAGCGCUGGGAACUAUGUAGCUGUAUUAGGCGGGGCUCUAGCAACCGUCUUGGUGCUCGCAUUGUUCAGUGGGCUAUGGUACCUUCGAAUGGUCAGGCAAAGGUCUAGCCUGACCGCGACGACCAGCAGCGAGACCUCGUUGCAUCGACAUCGGAGCGACUUGGACGAAAAGUCGAAUAAUCUUCAAAACGAGGAGAACUUGAGGAGAUACGCGAAUCCUCUGAAGGACCAAGAUCAAGGCGAACCGAGAGUGUCCGUGGUGAGACCUCUCUCUGGAGCGUCGUUGGGUGCUCUUGGUGCCGCCGAAGAAAGCUUGGAGAUGGUGUCCGAAGAGGGUAGACAUCGUUUACCACCGCUGUACAAACCUCCCAGCGCGGAGGCAAGGAACAACACAGCCAGUUUUACGUACGAGGAAGGACCACAUAAACCUUACAGCAAACCCAGACUUCAAGAGCCGACGUAUUCUCAUCAGCAACCUGGCACCAGCCAAACCGCCGGACCCCAUCAAGUGCUGACUGUUCAUGUGUAAGAAAGACUUGUGUAUGAUCGUUGAAAGUUUCACCUAGCCUUGGUACUUGGGAAUGAAGAUGCCAUUUGAGACGAGUCAACGGAUGUCACGAAGGGAGGACAUCGACGAAGAGAAGAUAAAAGCCUUGGUGGGUACACUGUACUGUGGUCUCAGAUGCUACGUGUCUUUGCAGGUAGUUUUAAUGAACAAGCUUAAAUUUUUCUUUAUUAAGAACAAGAUUCGUUUGCCUCUAGAGAUGAAACUGUAUAAAAUCGCCCGCGAUCUCUUAAGUGUUAGACGCGAGACCUUGAAGAUAUUGAACUUGAUUUUUUCCUCCGUAGAAUAAUAGAAGCAAGAGAGACAGAAACGUAGGAAGAUAGAGAGACGAAAGAAAAAAUCGUUUGUUACUUUUCGAAAAAAUUUUGAUACGAAUCGUUGAUCUUUAAAAAUCCUGCAGACGUAAUCUAUCAUUAAAAAGACUCGCCCUCUGUCUUCCUGCAUUGGACUCCUCGCUGUUCCACGACAAUAAUCUAUAAUUAUACGCCGAGUUGUUUUAUCGUUGUACAUAUGUACAUAGCCCGUACUUAUUAAUUUCGCUAAGCCUGUAUCAUCUCCGACCGCCGACGUCCCUUAUGGACAGCCUUAAGAUCUAAGUAUCGACGUUGUACCGCGUUUGAAAUCGUAGGCAUUCCCUAAUUAAUGUAAACAACGGCCGAGUAAGACGGAGCAGCCGAUCGUAGGCACUAUAAUAGGACUAUAAUAAAUAGCACGUAGGCGAAUUUAAGAAAGAAUCUGCGUGAACGCAGGCUUCGGACGUUCCGUCGGACGAUAUUAUUGUGAUACUCAUCGGGUGAAAGAGUGUGAGAGAAAGAUAUUCCGCGUGGAAUCGUGAUCGAGCCCCGUGAGACACCCUCUUUGGAAAAAUCAUAAUUUUGAACCUCGACCUCGCAACGGGAAACAACGCUGGUCAAGGGGAUCGCGCGUGGUUCGAUCAUCGAACUUGGUCUUCCUAAUGCCUAGGGUAGACCUAGAAACACUUUACACUUUUAAUCUGACCAAUACGUGUUUCCAAGUUUGUUCGAGACACGUAAGCGUAUUUACGACAAAAACCUGUCGCUCCAGAAUUUAAUUAAGAGAUUUAAUUAAUUAUUCAUGGAUGUACAACGAAUCGAUCGACAACGGAAACCUAUUUUCUUAUCCGCGUGUUAGAGGGUGAGCAACGAUCGAUCGACGAGACGCGUAUACAUUCGUAUAAUCGAAUCGAUGUAUGAUGUAAAUAGACCCAAGUAAAUAGGAUCCAGAUAAUUUUCCCUGCCCGACCAAUCUUUUUGGAUCUCCCUUACUUAUGCCCUCAUAAUUUUUCCCUUUUAGAUGUGCAAUUUUAUUCUUCUUUUCUCCUUAGCGUCGUUCCAAUGGCGAAGCGCGAUCAGUCUAAUAGACUCUUCUUAACGUGAGAAAGCGAGAGACCGCAUAAAUUCGUAUUAGGCGUACGUAAGCUGUAACGGAAGAAAUUUUUAUAACAGAUAGUUUAUUUUAUAAAGAAAUCUAUGUUAUUAUACAAAAUAUUAUAGAA
Molecule: messenger RNA, 6809 nt
Organism: Ceratina calcarata
Lineage: Eukaryota; Metazoa; Arthropoda; Insecta; Hymenoptera; Apidae
Gene: Ser
Product: protein serrate
Exons: 6
Coding region: 1640-5257 (1205 amino acids)
Biological process (GO): Notch signaling pathway; cell communication; multicellular organism development
Cellular component (GO): membrane
Molecular function (GO): Notch binding; calcium ion binding
Source: RefSeq, a predicted model, not a curated record